AUGCCGCUGGUGCUGGACUACUGGCUCUACGGACUGAAUGACAGUCCAUCGGGGGAGCGGCGACCCAGCUUCAUGGCUCCUCUGGGGCGGAGCAGCACCCAGAUGGCCCUGAGGGGAGGGGUUCUGGAGCUAGAGUGUAUCGCUGAAGGACUUCCGACUCCGGAGGUGUCCUGGUAUAAGGAGAGUGGCGAUCUUCCUAGCAGCCGGAUGUCCUUCCACAACUUCCAGAAGACGUUGAAGAUCGCAGAUGUGAUGGAGGCGGACGCCGGGGACUACCGCUGCACGGCCAAGAACAGCCUAGGCUCCGCCCAUCACACCAUCAAAGUCAACGUCAAGGUCUCGGCUCCGUUCUGGAUCAGUGCCCCCAGGAACCUCAUCCUGGCCCCGAAGGAGACGGGCAUCCUCACCUGCAGAGUCAGUGGAGACCCCAAGCCCCAAAUCGCCUGGUCCGUCAACGGAGUCCCCAUCAAAGACUCUCCAAAGGACACGAGUCGGAAGGUGGAGGACGACACAGUGAUUCUGAGCGACGUCCAGACCGGCUCCAGCGCUGUCUACCAGUGCAACGCCUCCAAUGAGUUUGGCUACCUGCUGGCUAAUGCUUUUGUCAAUGUGCUCGCCGAAGCACCAAGGGUGCUGACUCCCCCCAACAAUGUGUACCAGGUCAUCACCAACAAUCCUGCUUUCCUGGACUGUGCUUCGUUUGGCUCGCCCAUACCAACCAUCACAUGGUUUAAGGACAGCCAGACCAGUAUCCUGAAUAGAGACCCAUAUGUGAUCCAUAAUAACGGUACCUUAGAGAUCAACGUAGCCCAGUCCCUGAACAGUGGCAAGUACACCUGUAUAGCCUCCAACAACCUGGGAACCAGGGAGAACCAUGUCUACUUGGAGGUCAAAGAGCCGACGAGGAUCCUGGCCCAGCCAGAGUACAUGGUGGUCCAGAGGAACAGGAAGGCAGUGUUUGAGUGUAAAGUUAAACACGACCCCACCCUCAUCCCCACCAUGAACUGGCUCAAAGACAAUGGAGAGCUGCCUGACGACGAGAG
Molecule: messenger RNA, 1043 nt
Organism: Oncorhynchus gorbuscha (pink salmon)
Lineage: Eukaryota; Metazoa; Chordata; Actinopteri; Salmoniformes; Salmonidae
Product: neuronal cell adhesion molecule-like
Exons: 8
Biological process (GO): dendrite self-avoidance; homophilic cell-cell adhesion; axon guidance
Cellular component (GO): axon; plasma membrane
Molecular function (GO): cell-cell adhesion mediator activity
Source: RefSeq, a predicted model, not a curated record